AUGGCCCCCUUUUCCUCGGCCUUACAUGCACCGGUCACACAUGCCUUGACACUUUUGUGGUCCUUCAGCUCCGGCCUGCCCUCUGCCGUUCACGUCCGCCGGGGCGCUGCCCUGCUCUCACCCUUUCACGUCCGCUUCUGCUCCACCCUGAGGGGUCCGUUCCCAGUUUGCCAGACAUGCUCAGGGUCUCUCUGCUGCCGCUCCCUACCGCCCGCUAGCUCUGUCCUCUAUGCGGUUCGUUCCCGGUCCGCUUCAGCCCCCGGCCCGCCCUCUCCCCUUCCCGUUCGCUGGAACGCCACCCCGCCCUCUCCCUUUCACGUCCGCUUCAGCUCCACCCUGCGGGGUCCGCACCCAGUUUGCCAGAUGUACUCAGCGUCUCCCUGCUGCUGCUCCCUGCCGCCCGCUACCUCCGUCCCCUCUGCGGUUCGUUCCCGCUUCGCUUUGCCUUCUCAACUUCUUCCUGCUUCCCCUAAUGUGGUGCGCGGGUUCGCCACCCUGCACCUCUUCACAUUACCCGCGCCGCUUCCAAACACCCGGGUCUCGCUGCUCUCCCUGCGGCCGAUCACGGUCGCGCAUUCCCGGGUUGGUGAACAAACCAGUGAUAAUCAGGAUGCUGAUGUAGAGGUGAUCCUUCCAGCCGAACUGUCUGAGAGAGCUGAAGAGCAACAAAAUGACCUAUCAAGGCUCAUUUUUUCUGUAUUUAAUGACACCGAGCUAUUUGAGGAUGAAAAUAAUAGCACACUAUUAAAUCAACAAGUGUUUGGAAUUUUUGUGGGAAACACAAGCAUUCAGAACUUAACAGAAGGUGUGACUAUUAAGAUUAAUCACGGUAACACAAUUCCGAAUGGAUCACAUCAGUGCGUAUUCUGGUUUGAAAAUGACAACGGUAAGCUGAAGGCCAGUUUAAAUGUUUCAGACCUACGCCAGGACAACACUCUGGAUGAAAGUGAUGUGGUCGCAUUAACGUACAUCACAAAGAUUGGCUGUGGGAUCUCUGCCAUCUUCUCAGCUGUGACAGUACUCCUUUACUGUGUGAUCAGGAAGAGGAAAGGUGAUCACACCACCAAGAUCCACAUUAACCUCUGCAUUGCUUGCUUUCUCCUCGACGUGACUUUCCUGACCAAUGAGUGGCUUAGUAAGCUGAUGAUCGAAGGUCUCUGUAAGACUAUCGCGGUGUUCCUUCACUAUUCAUUGCUGUGCACGUUAACAUGGAUGGCAAUUGAAGGACUUCAUCUCUACCUGAUGCUGAUCAAAGUGUUCAACACCUAUAUCAAACAUUACAUACAAAAACUGGCUUUUCUGGGUUGGGGCAUCCCUGCUGUGGUGGUGUCUUUGUGUAUUGCAGUGGACAAGAACAAUUAUGGCCAGUUUCAUAUCAAAACACAGGACAAUAACAGCUCAGUUUCAAUGUGCUGGAUAACAAAUUAUACCGUCCAUUAUGUUACAAACUGUGGCUUUUUCGGCAUUAUAUGGCUUGGGAACCUAACAAUGCUGAUCACCGUCUGUGUCAAGCUCGCUCAGAUGCGGAAAGGAAACAAUUCUGGGUCAAAAUCUGUGCGGAAGGAUCUGUGGACGGUCCUCGGUCUCAGUUAUUUGCUGGGCAUCACGUGGGCUUUGGCAUUUUUUUCCUAUGGACCAAUGACCGUGGUCCAAAUGUACCUGUUUUGCAUCUUAAACUCCUUGCAAGGGUUUUUCAUAUUCUUGUGGUACUGCGCUAUAAAACGACCGUCCAAAGAUCAAACUACAAACGACACAUCAGAUAAAUAA
Pristis pectinata (smalltooth sawfish) is the source of this 1767-nucleotide messenger RNA. Its product is annotated as adhesion G-protein coupled receptor G2-like. Gene Ontology annotation, cellular component: membrane. The transcript is spliced from 11 exons. Gene Ontology annotation, biological process: adenylate cyclase-activating G protein-coupled receptor signaling pathway; cell surface receptor signaling pathway. The record is from RefSeq and is a predicted model, not a curated record. Bases 1 to 1767 code for a protein of 588 amino acids. Gene Ontology annotation, molecular function: G protein-coupled receptor activity. NCBI's taxonomy places the organism in Eukaryota, Metazoa, Chordata, Chondrichthyes, Rhinopristiformes, Pristidae.